Molecule: messenger RNA, 357 nt
Organism: Penicillium samsonianum
Lineage: Eukaryota; Fungi; Ascomycota; Eurotiomycetes; Eurotiales; Aspergillaceae
Exons: 1
Coding region: 1-357 (118 amino acids)
Source: RefSeq, a predicted model, not a curated record
AUGGUUCCCGCUAGCCAAGAGCGAGAGCCGACUCCCACCAGUGAGAUUUUUAUAAUCAAUGUCGACACCAAGCUCAAUCAAUUUGGCCACAAUAUGAUUGCUGCAGAGAAUAUUGGGUGUCUCUUGGAGUUGGCUUUUUUUUGCGGUGCCAUUUGCGUUGUAACUACUGGUAUGUCGUGUCCCAUUGAACAUUCGCACCAAGAAGAUGUGAUAGAGAUGGAGAUGGUAUUGGAGAAACGCAUUCACGUCGUUGGGCUGCAGUACCUGCAGAAGAAACUCAAGGAAGUAAAAGCUUUCUCCAAUAGUCCCAACGCUCAUGUUUGGGACAAAGAAAAUAAGACCAAGGUAUCUAGAUAG